Peromyscus californicus insignis is the source of this 2511-nucleotide messenger RNA. RefSeq names its product solute carrier family 1 member 6 (gene Slc1a6). The transcript has 10 exons. Gene Ontology annotation, cellular component: plasma membrane. The coding region runs from base 667 to 2361 and encodes 564 amino acids. Gene Ontology annotation, molecular function: L-glutamate transmembrane transporter activity; neutral L-amino acid transmembrane transporter activity; glutamate:sodium symporter activity. The record is from RefSeq and is a predicted model, not a curated record. NCBI's taxonomy places the organism in Eukaryota, Metazoa, Chordata, Mammalia, Rodentia, Cricetidae. Gene Ontology annotation, biological process: L-glutamate transmembrane transport.
AGCUUUGCUCAGCUGUAAUUUUCUCUCAGGUCAGGCUCAGAGAGGGAGAGGGGCUAGCCCAAAGGGACACAGCAGAAGUGGCCAAAGCCAGAGAGGUGCACCCGAGGGAGAAGCUGGCCAGUGAGUGGUGGCGGGUGGUCACCCGACGCUGGCGGUCUUCCCUCCCCCUGCCUCAGAUCCACGCUGAGGAUGUGGGCUCCGGCGGCGCAGCGCUAACAACGUCGGGUACCCUGUGCCUCCCAAGGGGACUUACUGGCCUCGGAGGACUCGGGAGGGGCAGGGGGCGGGCUCGGAGGCGCGGCUCGGCGCAGGGGCGGAGGCUGUGUGCGAGAGGCCGGUCACCCCGCCCGCCCCGCGUCCCCCAGCUCCUGUGCCGCUGCAGCAGGGGGACAUCCCUGAGGGGGUACCGCCCCCCGCCCCGGCCCCCUCGCCCCCUGCGCCCACGUGAGCGCAAGACCAGCCCGCAUCCCUCGGGUUGCACAGCGCGUCCCGGCUCCGCACCGGUGUCCUGGUAGUCCGGUCCCCAACGCAGAUUCAGCGCGGGUCCCUGGCGGGUCCUGGCGGACCCGGCCGGGCGCUUCCAAAGGUUCUGGCUUCUGCAUCUGGGCGCAGCGCGCAGGCGGAGGCGCGGGCAAGGCGGCCCGGCUGACCCAAGGCUGAAACGCGAUGAGCAGCCACGGCAACAGUCUGUUCCUGAGGGAGAGCGGUCAGCGCCUGGGUGGCGUGGGCUGUCUGCAGGGCCUGCAGGACAGUCUGCAGCAGAGAGCACUGCGCACGCGCCUGCGUCUGCAGACCAUGACCCGAGAGCACGUGUGGCGCUUUCUGCGCAGAAAUGCCUUCAUCUUGCUCACAGUCAGCGCUGUGAUCAUUGGGGUCAGCCUGGCAUUCGCCUUGCGCCCGUACCAGCUUUCCUACCGCCAGAUCAAGUACUUCUCUUUUCCUGGUGAGCUGCUCAUGAGGAUGCUGCAGAUGCUGGUGCUCCCGCUCAUUGUCUCCAGCCUUGUCACAGGUAUGGCAUCCCUGGACAACAAGGCAACAGGGCGGAUGGGAAUGCGGGCAGCUGUGUACUACAUGGUGACCACAGUCAUUGCGGUUUUCAUUGGGAUCCUAAUGGUCACCAUCAUCCAUCCUGGGAAAGGCUCCAAGGAGGGGUUGCACCGUGAGGGCCGAAUUGAGACUGUCCCAACAGCUGAUGCUUUCAUGGACCUGGUCAGAAAUAUGUUUCCACCUAACCUUGUGGAGGCCUGCUUCAAACAGUUUAAGACGCAGUACAGCACCCGAGUGGUAACCAGGACUAUUGUAAGGACAGAGAAUGGGUCAGAGCUGGGGGCCUCCAUGUCUCCCCCAUCCUCAGUGGAGAAUGAAACCAGCAUCCUGGAAAAUGUCACCCGGGCCUUGGGCACCCUGCAGGAGGUGAUAAGCUUCGAGGAGACUGUGCCUGUGCCUGGUUCAGCCAGUGGCAUCAAUGCCUUGGGCCUUGUGGUCUUCUCUGUGGCCUUCGGGCUGGUCAUUGGUGGCAUGAAGCACAAAGGCCGUGUCCUGAGGGACUUCUUUGACAGCCUCAAUGAGGCUAUUAUGAGGCUGGUGGGCAUCAUCAUCUGGUAUGCACCUGUGGGCAUCCUGUUCCUGAUUGCUGGGAAGAUUCUGGAAAUGGAAGACAUGGCUGUCCUUGGAGGUCAGCUGGGCAUGUAUACUCUGACUGUCAUCGUUGGCUUGUUCCUCCAUGCUGGUGGUGUUUUGCCCCUCAUCUACUUUCUCGUCACCCAUCGGAACCCCUUCCCAUUCAUUGGGGGCAUACUACAGGCCCUCAUCACAGCUAUGGGUACCUCUUCCAGCUCUGCAACCCUGCCUAUCACUUUCCGAUGCCUGGAGGAGGGCCUGGGUGUGGACCGCCGCAUCACCAGGUUCGUGCUGCCUGUGGGGGCCACUGUCAACAUGGAUGGCACUGCACUCUAUGAGGCCUUGGCAGCCAUCUUUAUUGCUCAAGUCAACAACUAUGAGCUCAACCUGGGCCAGAUCACCACAAUCAGUAUCACAGCCACAGCUGCCAGUGUAGGAGCAGCUGGCAUCCCCCAGGCAGGAUUGGUCACCAUGGUGAUUGUGCUCACGUCCGUCGGCCUGCCCACAGAGGACAUCACGCUGAUCAUAGCUGUGGAUUGGUUCCUUGACCGGCUGCGUACGAUGACCAAUGUACUGGGAGACUCAAUUGGAGCGGCCGUCAUUGAGCAUUUGUCCCAACGGGAGCUGGAGCUGCAGGAGGCUGAGCUGACCCUUCCCAGCCUGGGGAAGCCCUACAAGUCACUCAUGGCACAAGAAAAGGGGGCAUCAAGGGGUCGGGGAGGUAAUGAAAGUGUCAUGUGAGAAGCUUCCAGCUCUGCCCAGGGAGGUGGGAAGGGACUGGGAGGGGGGUCCUGGGGACAAUUUGUUGCCUAACUGACUGUGGGCUGAACAUACAUGUUCUGUGUGACUUCUCUGGGGGCUGCUGAGAUAAAAGAGAAGGAAUGAAAGGUC